ACAAGAAUCUGUUUCCAUAGAGACCAUCUGUGGUAAAAGGCGAAGGAGCAGCUACUAGCCUGCACAGCGGGUAAUAAACUCAUCAUAGUAGAUGCAGCAUGCUCCUUUCGAUAACCGCACGACAGCCAGUUAAACUACAAUGUUUGUUGUUUAUAAGUUAGGCUAGCGUUAGCCACCGGCGCCUUGACUGUUAGCUUUUUGCUAACGUACUGCUAGCGACAAGCUAGCUAGACUAUGUAAUCACAACUGUGCUGUUUAUACCGAGGCCACGUUCUCAAACACCACUGUUGGUUGAACAAAAAGAGGAAACAUCAGUGUACGUUUUGCUUUACAGUUCUUGCUGGUCAUAAUGUCAUUCAGAGACUUAAGAAAUUUCACAGAAAUGAUGAGAGCCUUAGGAUAUCCUCGCUUGAUAUCCAUGGAGAACUUCAGGACACCUAACUUCACUCUAGUGGCUGAAAUCCUUAUAUGGCUUGUAAAGAGAUAUGAGCCACAGAUUGAUAUUCCCACUGAUGUGGACACAGAGUCAGACAGAAUAUUCUUCAUCAAGGCUGUGGCAGAGUUCAUGGCGACAAAGGCUCACAUCAAGCUGAACACCAAGCGUCUCUACCAGGCUGAUGGUUACGCAGUGAAAGAGAUGUUGAAGAUCACCUCCGUGCUGUACAAUGCAAUGAAAACCAAACAGAUGGCUCUGGGAGAAAAGGUGGAGGAGGACAACAACAAGUUCAAGUUCGACCUCGGCUCACGGAUCUCAGAUCUUAAAGCAGCUCGGCAGCUGGCAUCCGAAGUCACCUCUAAAGGAGCAUCACUAUAUGAUUUACUAGGAAAAGAGGUGGAUUUAAGGGAAAUGAGAACGGCAGCCAUUGCUAGACCCUUGGAGGUCAAUGAAACAGAAAAGGCCCUCAAAGCUGCAAUCAAGGAGGUUUUGGAAAGUGUGGAAAAGACCAAAGACAUGCUGAGUAACGUUGUGUCUGAUGAGACCAGUCUGGACGCCAAGAUAGAAAAGAAGAAGCAGGAGCUGGAAAGAAAUCGAAAGAGACUUCAGACGUUGCAGAGUGUAAGGCCAGCGUUCAUGGAUGAAUAUGAGAAGAUCGAGGAAGAUCUGCAGAAGCAAUAUGAUACUUUCGUAGAGAAGUACAGGAAUCUCACCUUCCUGGAGUCUCAACUGGAUGAAUACCAUAGACUGGAACAGGAAAGGUUUGAGGAAGCUGAAAACACUCUGAGGGUAAUGCAGCACAAACUAAGAGAGGAAGAGAAGGAUCUGAUGAAGGGUUCAUUGAAAGACGAGGACUCUGACAUGGACGUUCCAGAGGACGAAGGUUCAGACAGUGACAUUGAAGAGGUCCGACCGUCCAAGCCUCGGCCCACAAGAAAUGGCAUCAUGGCAGGGAGAGGAGCGCGUUUCAUCGGGAACAUGCAGGGUGGUGACAGCGAUGAGGCGUCUUUAGCUGUUUCCAGAAGGUCAAUUCCCCAUGCCAAAAAACAGCGGAAAGGAAAGACUGAAGACAGUGAGAUUGAUGUGGACGAGGAUGAUGAGGAAGAUGAGGAAGGCGAGGAAGAGGAGGAGGAAGAAGAGAGCAAAGAUUUGGAGGAUGACAGUUUGGAGGGACCAUUAUCAGGUGGCAGUCGUCCCUACAAGGGAGGCAUGAGGCCCCCUCUGCUGGAGGAAAGUGAUAAUGACUUCUAAUGGAGGGCACACAGAUGAGCUCCAGCUGUUUCUAUGUUCCAGUGACUAUGUACCAUCAUUUAGGUUUUUGAACUUUAACCAUCCAUAUCCAGUUCCUGUUCUUUAAAGUUUGUGAAAAUUAUUCAUCAUAAUAAAAUAAUAAUAAGGGUUUCAUUUUUA
Molecule: messenger RNA, 1846 nt
Organism: Mugil cephalus (flathead mullet)
Lineage: Eukaryota; Metazoa; Chordata; Actinopteri; Mugiliformes; Mugilidae
Gene: ift38
Product: clusterin associated protein 1
Exons: 14
Coding region: 350-1687 (445 amino acids)
Biological process (GO): cilium assembly
Cellular component (GO): cilium; intraciliary transport particle B; centrosome
Source: RefSeq, a predicted model, not a curated record